AUGAGCAACUCAAAUGUAUUGUUUGAUUCACCACAGAUUAGAAGAAAAUCUAGUACAACCAAUGCAUACAUGGUUUCGUCUAAAACCAAAAGCAAAGGUCACAAGACGAAAAUAACACCAAAGUCUACCCCAGCCAAUUCUACUUCGACGUCUCCGAGACCGGAACCAAUAAUGAUCAAGAGGAGAAACUCCUCAUUUGCAAAUUCUUCUUCGCCCUGGUUUAGAAGAAACUCCUUUUUAUCACCAACAAUGAUCCAAGACGAGAAUUUCAACGUUUACGAGUCAAAUAGCGGCAUAUACUCCUCAUCAGAUGAUGGGGAUUCGCGUAUUUCAAAUUAUUCAAUCAUCUCAUUACGCGAAUGUCAGGGUUUUUUGUUUAAUCAGGAUUUGUUUGCCACACCCUACCAGCAGGUUCGAUCACAGGCAAACGAAAAGAGACUCCGCUCAAGUUUUAGUAGAAAUUUGGGUACAGAAGGUAAAAAAACGUGUAGUGGGACAAGAAACAGAAAUAGAAGCAGACGCCAUACAAGUUAUCACUCGCAGAGACCACGUUUUGGUGGAAGAAAUACUGCUUUGGGGUUGGAUAGUGCUAUAAAUGACGAGGAAAAUGAAGAGAUGCAUGAUGCGGCACAAGAACUUUUAGAAGAACCAAAGGGAUUAGGUAUUGGUAAUGAGCUCGAUAACGGUAUGGUGGAUGAAGAAGUUGUGGAAAAUGAAGACGAUUUUGAUGACGAUGAAGAGGAGGAAGAGGAAGAAGAGGAAGAAGAGGAAGAAGAGGAAGAAGAGGAGGACUACAGAGAAAUGCAUGCUUAUGGUGGAGACUUUAAUAACAGAAGGUACAAGGUACGAGUCACAGACAUUAUUAUUGACGAAGCAGAUAACGACAUUUUCCCAACCCUGGAAAUAUAA
Messenger RNA from Lodderomyces oxycetoniae, 909 nucleotides. RefSeq lists its product as uncharacterized. Lineage: Eukaryota; Fungi; Ascomycota; Pichiomycetes; Serinales; Debaryomycetaceae. The record is from RefSeq and is a predicted model, not a curated record. The transcript has a single exon. The coding region runs from base 1 to 909 and encodes 302 amino acids.